This is a messenger RNA of Stylophora pistillata, 1994 nucleotides long. RefSeq names its product XK-related protein 6. Gene Ontology annotation, cellular component: membrane. NCBI's taxonomy places the organism in Eukaryota, Metazoa, Cnidaria, Anthozoa, Scleractinia, Pocilloporidae. The record is from RefSeq and is a predicted model, not a curated record.
UACUCCAUAGCGAUCAGGUUUCGCUUGCGGUGGCUUUCAAGUAUCUGUUUAUGCUGCAAUUGUAGCUUGAAGCUGGUGUGGAAAGUAACGCCAUUAGAAGAAAAUGGUUGAAUCUAUGGGUGCCGGGUCAAAAAUGUUUUGCUGCAAACUUAUCAAACGAGUUACAGACCGCCGACCCCAAAUCACGGAAGUGGAUCCUGAAGCUAAAUUUUGGCAGCAGAGGGGACAGUGCAGCCGAUUUGCCCUGGUGAACCCUUUAUUUAUAGCCUUGAUGUUCCUUGUCGAUGUCGUUAUGGACUGUAAAAUGGCUGCAACGCACUACGAAGGGGGAGACCACAAAUGGGCGGCAUACACGCUAGGCGUAAUAAUAUUCUCGCAGGUUUUUACUGAGAUCUUGUCAGCCAUAUUUUACCAUGACGAUCUAACGAAUGAAGGAAAAACUUCGUGGCUGAAACAUUUCAAAUUGCGAGUGAAGCCUUGGUUGUGCGCUAUCCAUUUAAUUCUUUGCGGUCGUUUUCUGCGGUGCUUUCAGAUAUUCAAAACUGUACGUUUGAUAAGAAGAAUCGAUGAGCCACAUGAAGACAAUUGUCAGUUGUAUCGGCUGUAUAUAUCCCAACUGCAAGACUCGAGUACGUUGAGUGUCGUGGAGGCGUUUACCGAAGAAGCACCUCAGGUCGCCCUACAGAUGUACAUCUUGGUUCAGAAAUCAAGCUUGGACUGGACAUCUUUUGCAAAUUGGUUUAUUUUAGUGACCAUCAUCAAGUCUUUAUGUCUCUUCUCUUUUAAUUUGCUCACUUUUGUCAGGAUGUUGCGCUUAGGAAAACAAGAUAGCCAAUUAUUGGAGCUUUUCAGCUUUGCCUCUCUUUUACAUUUCACUUGGCGUUUGUCGAUGGUUGCCUCUCGAAUCCUGGCUUUAGUGCUUUACGCUUCUCUGUACAAAGCCAUGAUUUAUGCCGUCCUUUGUGUCCAUUUGUUUUUCUCGUACUUGCUUUUACGAGGACAGCCAAAUAAUUACUUCGAAGAUGGAUCCGUGAAAGACAAAUUUCUCAGAUUUGCUUUCACUGUCGUAAGCGUGUUCUGUUUCUUUCCUCUGGCGGGCAAACGCACACGAAAGUGGGGAGGUCCUUAUUAUCUGGUGACGUUCAUCGAAAACUCCAUCUUGUUGUUGGUGUGGUAUUUCUAUAGCGACUGGAAGCAUUUCUCCAGGGUAAUGAUGUUGAUGGCUGGGUGGGGCUUAUUUUUGUUAGGUCUGCUGUCCUUGUUACUGUAUUACGGUAUUUUUCAUCCGUCCUUUAAAGACCAAGAGGAUGUCGGUCCCUGUGUCAUUCCUUCCUCUACUCCAAAGUUAACACGACAAAAUGUCAUUCUACAGUUUGAAAGUACGGUUUGAAUUCUCUUACAGAUAUAUGACACUGAAGGGGGACGAAUAUUGUUACUUUUAUCUUCAAAGGGUCUUUUAAAUUUCCGUGCUUUGAUCAUAGCUGGCGCACGGAAUCAAACCGUCCAACAAUCAAGAACAAAAUGAAAUAUAUCGGUUAGGUCAUUUGUAUUUCGAACAAACCUACAUCGCGUUUAGAAGCCGGAUAACUUGCAUAGUUAACGAAAUAACUUAAAACUAGCAAAAUCCGUGGAUCUGCGUCGAUAUAUAAAAAGGCACUAAUUUUUUUAACUAAGGAUUUAUUUGGAAUUGUUCGAAAGAAUAAUCUUGAUAAGCGUUCGAACCUCCCACAAAUGGAAAACUUUGUCACCAGGGGUUUUUCCUUCUAGAGAUUGGGUAGGCGCUGAGAAAAAGUUUAGAAGGUAGAAGACGCCAAAAUGUUUGUUCGAGGUUUCAUUGUAUGAGAAAUAAAAACGUAAGACUUUCGAGUAAUGUAGACUGUAUUAACACUACUAUCUGAUAAGCUCCAAAGAGUUCCUGAGCUAUGAUAUCGUCGUGGUAAAUAUAGUUGAAUAAUAAGUGAAUGAAUAAACAUUGAAAGAUGAAUAAGCUUAAA